UGGGAAUAUGGUGGGAAAUUGAAAUGACUUUCUUGGAUCCUGUGAGAGACAUGUUUACUGUUACACAUGUUUAUCAAUUUAGUUUGGCCAACAAAAAAUAAGAAUAAAGGAAACAAGGAAUGAUGAAAAGUAGAGGCAAAAGAAAAGGAAAAAAAUUACAAAAGAAAUCCAAGAAAAAAACCAAAAGUAUUCUUGGAUAUCAGACAAAGGUAGAAUACCAUGCUCAUAUAAUAUUCAUGUAGCCCAAAAUUAAAAAUAAAUAAAUAAAUAAAGCAAACGGAGAGAGAGAGAUGAUUCAUAUGUCUUGGAUUUUGCUAGUUGUACCUGUGACAUAGACGAGAGCCCAGGAGAAGAAGAAGCAGAAGAAGUAGUAGUUGUAUAAGUAGUUUCUCUCUCCUCCUCUUUCUUUGUUUCUCUCUCUCUCUUCCAUAUGCCCACCAAGAAAUCCCACCGAAGGAAAUAAUCAUCAUGAAACUCCCUCUGCACCCAGCACUCGGGAAAAGUAUUUUGCUCCCUCAUCAAAACCUUUCUUCCCUUAAAUUUACCUCUAUUAACUCAUCUUCUCUCUCAGUAGUACCCUUUACCACUAGAAUUCCAUAACCAUGAAACUUUCUUUUGCUUUCUUUCUCACUACCUUCUCCCACUUCUUUUUUCUGCAAAUAUCAAUAGUGUUUUCUUCAUCACCACCUCCUAGUAAUUCCCAGCUUCCAUUACAGCUCAUUGCCCUUCUAUCUCUAAAAUCUUCCCUUAAAGACCCUCAAUCCACCUCUUUCCAAGAUUGGGACCCUUCUCCAAUCCUCUCCAAGCAGCCUAAUCCCGAAGACCCUCUUUGGUGUUCUUGGUCAGGAAUCAAAUGCCAUGCCAAGACACCAAGGAUUACAAGUCUCGACCUCUCUCACCGCAAUCUUACCGGCACAGUCCCUCCUGAAAUCCGCUACUUGUCGAGCUUAACCCACUUGAACUUGAGUCGAAACAGCUUCGGUGGACCUUUUCAAACGGCCAUUUUUGAGUUACUCGAACUCAGAGUCCUUGACAUCAGCCAUAACAACUUCAACUCAACGUUCCCACCCGGGAUUUCCAAGCUCAACUUCUUGCGAGUCUUUGACGCUUACAGCAACAGCUUUACUGGACCCCUACCUCAAGACAUUGUCAAGCUUGGGUACCUCGAACAGCUCAACCUCAGUGGAAGCUACUUCAGUGGCAGCAUUCCGAAGGCUUAUGGGAGCUUCCCAAGAUUAAAGUAUCUCUAUCUAGCUGGGAAUUGGUUAACGGGGUCAAUACCACCUCAACUGGGCUCCUUAUCGCAGCUUGAGCACUUGGAGAUAGGCUACAACCAAUUCUCAAAUGGGCUUCCAUCAGAACUCGGUUUGUUAUCAAAUCUCAAGUACAUGGAUAUCUCCAAUACUACAUACAUUUCUGGGCCAAUCGCUCCUGAACUCGGUAACUUAACGAAGCUGGAAACGUUGUUACUCUUCUGGAACAACCUUUCGGGAGAAAUCCCACCAAGUUUUGGCAACUUAAAAGCCAUUAAGGCUCUUGAUUUGUCGUUUAAUAAGCUAUCAGGGAGUAUGCCAGCAGAGCUAUCUGAGUUAAAAGAGCUAACGUUCCUGUCCUUGAGCAAUAAUAAUCUAAGUGGUGAAAUUCCAGAAGGAAUAGGUGAGUUUCCAAACUUGGACACUUUGAAUCUAUGGAAGAAUUCCUUAACUGGGAUCAUCCCACAAAAUCUCGGUUCAAGCGCUAAGCUAACGAAGGUUGAUUUGUCCACCAACUCACUCGGUGGACCAAUACCACCAAACAUCUGUAAUGGUAACAUGCUCAUGAAGCUCAUCCUCUUCUCCAACAGGUUAGUCAACUCGGUCCCCGACUCACUAGCCAAUUGCACUUCCUUAAAUCGGUUCAGAGCCCAGAACAACAACCUCACCGGCUCGAUCCCUCACGGACUUUUGUCUUUGCCCAAUAUAAGCUUCGUCGAUUUGAGUAACAACAGCCUUUUCGGUCCCAUACCUGAAGAACUUGGCAAUGCGUUGGGCAUCGAACACUUAAACGUAUCCCAAAACCCUUUGAACUCAACUCUCCCAGAUAACAUUUGGAAUUCCACCAAUUUGAAGAUUUUCUCAGCCAUUUCGUCCAAGCUUCUAGGCAAAAUACCGGAUUUUGUUGGCUGUAGAAGCAUGAUGAAGAUCGAAUUGCAAGAUAAUUUGUUCGAAGGUAAUAUCCCUUGGGACAUUGGUCACUGCGAGAAGCUACUUUCCUUGAAUCUGAGCCUCAAUUCCAUCACCGGUAUCAUUCCAUGGGAGAUUUCCACUCUCCCUUCGAUCACAGACGUCGAUCUUUCUCACAACAAUCUCACCGGAACGAUUCCUUCCGAUUUCGGGAAUUGCAGCACCUUAUCGACCUUCAAUGUCGCGUUCAACUCGUUGACAGGUCCAAUCCCGACGUCCGGGAUUCUGUUCCCAAACCUCCAUCCAUCGUCGUUUUCCGGCAACGAAGGACUCUGCGGCGGAGUAUUACCCAAGCCUUGCGCAGCAGAUGACACUCUCGGCGCCAGCGCCGUCGAGGCCCAUCAGCAGCAGCCGAAGCGGACUGCCGGCGCUAUCGUCUGGAUCAUGGCCGCGGCGUUCGGGAUCGGACUGUUCGUCCUCGUCGCGGGAACGAGGUGCUUCCGCGCCAAUUACAGCCGACGAUUCAACGACGACCGUCAGAUAGGACCGUGGAAACUGACGGCGUUCCAGCGAUUAAACUUCACCGCCGACGACGUACUGGAAUGUUUGUCGAUGAGUAACAAGAUUCUUGGAAUGGGGUCCACUGGCACAGUAUACAAAGCGGAGAUGCCAGGUGGCGAAAUCAUAGCCGUUAAGAAAUUGUGGGGUAAGCAAAAGGAGAACAUCCGACGGCGCAGAGGGGUACUUGCUGAGGUGGAGGUAUUGGGAAACGUGAGGCAUAGGAAUAUAGUGAGAUUGUUAGGGUGUUGCAGCAACAGGGAAUGUACCAUGUUGCUCUACGAGUACAUGCCUAAUGGUAACUUGGACGAUUUAUUGCAUGGGAAGAACAAGGCUCAGAAUUUGGUAGCCGAUUGGGUUACGCGCUACAAAAUCGCCUUGGGCGUGGCUCAGGGGAUUUGCUAUCUUCACCAUGACUGUGAUCCCGUCAUUGUGCAUCGCGAUCUCAAGCCCAGUAACAUCUUAUUGGACGGUGAGAUGGAGGCCAGGGUCGCAGAUUUCGGCGUGGCUAAGCUCAUCCAGACCGACGAGUCCAUGUCUGUCAUCGCCGGUUCCUAUGGCUACAUUGCGCCAGAGUACGCUUAUACUUUACAAGUGGACGAGAAGAGUGACAUAUACAGCUACGGCGUCGUUUUGAUGGAGAUCCUGAGCGGAAGAAGGUCUGUAGAUGCGGAGUUUGGUGACGGGAACAGCAUUGUGGAUUGGAUGAGAACAAAGAUAAAGACAAAAGAUGGGAUAAAAGAUGUUUUGGACAAGAAUGCCGGGGCGGCGUGCUCGCCUGUGAGGGAAGAGAUGAUGCAAAUGCUGAGGAUUGCGCUGCUAUGCACCAGCCGCAGCCCGGCGGACCGGCCGUCGAUGAGGGAUGUGGUUUUGAUGCUGCAAGAGGCCAAGCCCAAGAGGAAGUUGCCGGAGCCUACUCAUCAUGUAAUAUGCAUUGGUACUGGUGGUGGUGAUAGUGGGAGCGAUCAUGAUAUUCCUUUGCCACAAAAACCGCCCGCCGCUGAUUGUUAAUAUAUGAUUUCACUAAUUUAAAAAAAAGGGCUUUUUUUAAUUUCUCUUUUUCGUUCUUUUUUUUGGGGGGGUUUUUUUGGGUUAUUUUUCAUAUGUGGGGGGAUUGGUAUAGGAGAUGUGAUUUCUUAUUUUCCUUUCAAUGGAAUCUUUAAUUAUUAGAUGUUCUAUUGUUGUGGUUGCUUAAUUAAUGUGUGUAUAUAUGCUUAUAGCUACUACUACUACGAUCGGCUAUAUAUAUAAGAAAUUUUUUGGGCAGCACGUGAUUGUUUUAAAGUGAUUAAUUUUAAUCACCGCUAAUAAGUUUAGUAUUAUCGGUAUAUGGAUAAGUUGUAAUUUUUUUUUUUUUUUUACAUUACGGUGUGUAAUAUAGUUACAAGACAAAUUUUUAGCAAAUUCUGGAUAA
Messenger RNA from Humulus lupulus (European hop), 4134 nucleotides. RefSeq names its product leucine-rich repeat receptor-like protein kinase TDR. Gene Ontology annotation, biological process: protein phosphorylation. The transcript has 2 exons. Gene Ontology annotation, molecular function: receptor serine/threonine kinase binding; protein kinase activity; ATP binding. The record is from RefSeq and is a predicted model, not a curated record. NCBI's taxonomy places the organism in Eukaryota, Viridiplantae, Streptophyta, Magnoliopsida, Rosales, Cannabaceae. Bases 603 to 3731 code for a protein of 1042 amino acids.